GACAGUACAAUUUUUGACAGCCGAAAUGAAAUGUAUAAAGUAAAAAGCGAAGAAGGAUGUUCUGCAUUUUGUGGGAUCCUGAAAUAGUUACACAUGGAUGAAUAACUUUUGCUGUAAUUAAAGUGUCUUAAAGAAAGUUAGUUUAGUGUAAAAUUAGCGGUUGUGUAAAUAAUAAUUAGAAAAAUGAAUAAAAAGUGCGCUAGGUGCGAGAAAACCGUAUACCCUACAGAGGAACUAAAGUGUCUCGAUAAGACAUGGCACAAACCGUGUUUCAAAUGCAAGGAGUGCGGAAUGGCGCUUAAUAUGCGAAAUUACAAAGGCUUUAAUAAGGAACCGUAUUGCGAAGCUCAUAUACCAAAAGCAAAAGCUACAACUAUGGCGGAGACUCCUGAAUUAAAGCGUAUAGCAGAAAACACGAAACUCCAAUCCAAUGUAAAGUAUCACGAAGACUUUGAGAAGAGCAAAGGGAAAUUUACACAAGUCGCCGACGACCCGGAAACGUUACGUAUCAAGCAAAACAGCAAGAUAAUCAGUAACGUCGCGUACCACGGCGAAUUGCAAAAGAAAGCCGUCAUGGAACAGAAACGGACGAUCAACGAAAACGGGUAUAAAACUACGUCGACCGAUCAGGUGAACGCCAAUUCCACGCCGCCGCCAAUUGUGAACCCGAUCGAUCCGAUCCCGCCGCCAAUCGCCCACUCUCAGGUCGGAAAAAUAGCGGACUACGAACCGACGGUUGGCGCCAGUCCGUACUCCGCCGGCCGAAAUACUCAAACAGUAAUUUAUACGUCGGACCGAGGACCCGUGACCAACCCGCCGCAGAGACACAUAGGCUCGGUGCACGACAUAGAUCCACUGAACCACAAUUACGGAUCGUUGGGGCGCGUUUAUAGGGCCAUGUACGACUACGAAGCUCAAGACGACGAUGAGGUUAGUUUUCUCGACGGCGAUUUAAUAAUAAAUGUCAGCAGUAUCGACGGUGGAUGGAUGACCGGUGAAGUACAACGUACCGGACAAAUUGGAAUGUUACCCGCAAAUUAUGUACAGGUCGCCAACAUAUAAAAUAACUCGCUUUCGCACAAAUUUUUCAUAAAAUGGGGAAAUUGUUUUUAAUUCACUUACAUCCAUGAAAUUAUGAUUUCUGGAGCAUUACUUUUCGUAAAUAUUGUUAACGUUGACUUUUAUUUUCAAGCGGACUUGAUCAGUUUUUUUUAUUUUUUAGAGAAACGGCCAGAUGACGUUUCCAUUUCAUUUUUAUUUUUUUUAUACACGCUAUUUUUUUAUUAUUCUGAAUGGAUAAUAUAAAACUCACUCUGUGAUACAAAUGAUGAUAGAAAUAAUAGGGGUAUGCAGAAUCUGGUCAGUUUCUCCACACGUCACACAUCAACGAUGACAAUUUUAAACUGUAGUGUAAUAAUAAUAGUAAUAAUCGUGGGAUACAUCUGACUGCUUAUGCUUCAGGGUGCGCUGCACAAAAUACAUUCAAUUUAAUUUAAAUGCACAUUUUGUAAAUUUUUUUUAUUUUUGGUCUCAUCUACAGUAUUGUAUAAUGAAAAUGUUGAUAAAACAUUCCAGUUAAGCAUGUUUGUAAAUUUCCUCUGAGGACCUCGGAAAUGUAAAUUUACUUUGAUAGUUAGGUUCCUUUUGUAUGUAUUAGCGUUAAGUAUAAUGUUUGCAACCAGACGUGCAUUUAUAUUAUGUAAUUCUCCAUAUCGCAACGAAGAGACUUCCUUUAUCAUAUAGUGUACCUAUGACAGAAUCAAAAUAUUUACAGUUUUUACAUAUUUACAUAUGUAUAUAAUUUUAUAAAUGAACUUUUUACUUGACAACCAAAAGUGCCUUCGUAGAAAGUGAGUCAUAACGCACAGGCAUCGGAAUACAAUAUACAUACUGCUUAAUUGUUUAUACUUUGUUACCUUUACAUCACUAAAAAAAUCAUAAAUGCAGUCAUUUUUGGUUUUAAAUUAACAUAUUAAUAUAAUGUCAUGUUUAUUUAAAAUUUAUAUUUAAUAAUUUACCA
Molecule: messenger RNA, 2020 nt
Organism: Photinus pyralis (common eastern firefly)
Lineage: Eukaryota; Metazoa; Arthropoda; Insecta; Coleoptera; Lampyridae
Product: LIM and SH3 domain protein Lasp
Exons: 3
Coding region: 184-1062 (292 amino acids)
Cellular component (GO): focal adhesion
Molecular function (GO): actin filament binding
Source: RefSeq, a predicted model, not a curated record